AUGGGACAAACCCCUCGAGUCUCCCCGCAGCCCCGAAUCCCCAAGUCUGGAGUCUGGUGCCCAGCCGUGACGAUAUUCGACAGCGCAACAGACACACUAGACCUCGAAUCCCAAAAGAAAUACUAUGCAUACCUAUCGCGAAGUGGCCUAGCAGGGCUAGUAAUAAUGGGCACGAACUCCGAAGCCUUCCUGCUGACCCGAGAAGAGCGAGCACAACUCAUCGCAACAGCGCGCGAAGCCGUCGGACCAGACUACCCUCUCAUGGCAGGCGUAGGCACACACUCAACGAAACAGACGCUCGAGCUAGCACACGACGCAGCAGCCGCCGGCGCGAAUUAUCUCUUGAUCUUACCGCCUGCGUACUUCGGCAAAGCGACAAACAUGACAGUCGUGAAACGGUUCUUCGCCGACGUCGCAAGGAAUAGCCCCCUCCCAGUGCUGAUUUACAAUUUCCCCGGCGUAACCAACGGCGUCGAUAUUGACUCGGAGACAAUUACCGAGAUAGUCAAGGAAUCAGCAGCAGCCAGUCCCAUCGGCGUCUCGAACGUCGUCGGCGUUAAAUUGACCUGCGGCUCGGUGGGGAAGAUCACACGCCUAGCGGCGACAUUUUCUCCUAGCGAGUUUGCGAUUUUCGGCGGUCAGUCGGAUUUCCUUAUUGCUGGGUUGACGGUUGGGUCGUCGGGGUGUAUUUCUGCAUUUGCGAACGUCUUUCCGAAAACGGCGUCGAAGGUUUAUGACUUGUUUAAGAAUGGGAAGGUGGCUGAGGCGAUGGAGUUGCAGCGGUCUUCGGCGUUGGCGGAGACACCUUGUAAGGGUGGAAUUGCGUCGACCAAAUAUGCAGUGGCAUUGUUUUCGGCCCCCGCAGCUGGAGUGGAGAAUGCGCUUGAGAAGCUCAAGCCUCGGACUCCAUAUGAAGAGGCUGGGGACGGGGUCCAGAAGUCGGUCAGGGAAUUGAUGGGGGCUAUUGCCAGCGUUGAAAAUGCGAUAUAA
This is a messenger RNA of Penicillium canescens, 990 nucleotides long. RefSeq names its product dihydrodipicolinate synthase family protein. The coding region runs from base 1 to 990 and encodes 329 amino acids. The record is from RefSeq and is a predicted model, not a curated record. The transcript has a single exon. Gene Ontology annotation, molecular function: 4-hydroxy-tetrahydrodipicolinate synthase activity. NCBI's taxonomy places the organism in Eukaryota, Fungi, Ascomycota, Eurotiomycetes, Eurotiales, Aspergillaceae.